AAUGGUCAGCUGAUACUGGCAGACUGUCAGAAAUAACUUGAACCGCCCUGAUGGAGGUUCUCUGCAAAAUAUUAGCAGUGUGCUCGCUGCUCGUCAGCGCUCAGGCGUUUGUGGCUGUGGAGCCAGCCAGCUCCAGUGAGCUGUCUUGGAAGUCCAUGUUCUUCGAUGCCCUCGUCGGCAACUCCAAUGAGUUGCAGGCUGCAGGAGCCCUGAGCAGCCUCGAGGAAUGCACGGCCAUCUACACGGUGGAGAACAUCGAGAUCCUCCUAACUGCGAGCUACAAGAUCCGCCGAUGCAUCAGAGUCGAUGAGAAGGACAUCCGUCGCUAUCUAAAGCAAGACGAUGCCACCCAUACAAGGAAGUCAUUCGAGCGGGAGCUGCUCUCCUGCUCGCGCCGUGACUGCUAUGUGGACUCGAUCCUGAACCUGUUCAGCUCCGUCCGCCUCAGCCGCCACGACUACAGGCGCAGCCGGCACUGUAUCCUUAAGGAGGUAGAACAAGCUCUUAUCCAGCUGGACAGGGCGUCCAUCGUCCUGGCUAACUGCCUCGCAGAACAGCAGCCCUCUCAGAAUUCCACUCUGCCCCCACCCAUCUGGAAUACAACUCACACCACUCCCAACUGGAACUGGAACAAUACUACUUCCGGUCCAAGUGGGAACACUACCGAAUGGCCCUGGUGGAGUAAUACGACAGCUGGACCAAAUGUGAAUACAACCCAAGGUCCUUGGUGGGGUAACACGACUUCCGGUCCAAGUGGGAAUACUACUGAAUGGCCCUGGUGGAGCAAUACGACCGCUGGACCAAAUGUGAAUACAACCCAAGGUCCUUGGUGGGGUAACACCACUUCCGGUCCAAGUGGGAAUACUACUGAAUGGCCCUGGUGGAGCAAUACGACCGCUGGACCAAAUGUAAAUACAACCCAAGGUCCUUGGUGGGGUAACACCACUUCCGGUCCAAGUGGGAACACUACUGAAUGGCCCUGGUGGAGCAAUACGACCGCUGGACCAAAUGUGAAUACAACCCAAGGUCCUUGGUGGGGUAACACCACUUCCGGUCCAAGUGGGAACACUACUGAAUGGCCCUGGUGGAGCAAUACGACCGCUGGACCAAAUGUGAAUACAACCCAAGGUCCUUGGUGGGGUAACACCACUUCCGGUCCAAGUGGGAAUACUACUGAAUGGCCCUGGUGGAGCAAUACGACCGCUGGACCAAAUGUAAAUACAACCCAAGGUCCUUGGUGGGGUAACACCACUUCCGGUCCAAGUGGGAACACUACUGAAUGGCCCUGGUGGAGCAAUACGACCGCUGGACCAAAUGUGAAUACAACCCAAGGUCCUUGGUGGGGUAACACCACUUCCGGUCCAAGUGGGAACACUACUGAAUGGCCCUGGUGGAGCAAUACGACCGCUGGACCAAAUGUGAAUACAACCCAAGGUCCUUGGUGGGGUAACACCACUUCCGGUCCAAGUGGGAAUACUACUGAAUGGCCCUGGUGGAGCAAUACGACCGCUGGACCAAAUGUGAAUACAACCCAAGGUCCUUGGUGGGGUAACACCACUUCCGGUCCAAGUGGGAACACUACUGAAUGGCCCUGGUGGAGCAAUACGACCGCUGGACCAAAUGUGAAUACAACCCAAGGUCCUUGGUGGGGUAACACCACUUCCGGUCCAAGUGGGAACACUACUGAAUGGCCCUGGUGGAGCAAUACGACCGCUGGACCAAAUGUGAAUACAACCCAAGGUCCUUGGUGGGGUAACACCACUUCCGGUCCAAGUGGGAACACUACUGAAUGGCCCUGGUGGAGCAAUACGACCGCUGGACCAAAUGUGAAUACAACCCAAGGUCCUUGGUGGGGUAACACCACUUCCGGUCCAAGUGGGAACACUACUGAAUGGCCCUGGUGGAGCAAUACGACCGCUGGACCAAAUGUGAAUACAACCCAAGGUCCUUGGUGGGGUAACACCACUUCCGGUCCAAGUGGGAACACUACUGAAUGGCCCUGGUGGAGCAAUACGACCGCUGGACCAAAUGUGAAUACAACCCAAGGUCCUUGGUGGGGUAACACCACUUCCGGUCCAAGUGGGAACACUACUGAAUGGCCCUGGUGGAGCAAUACGACUACUGGACCAAUUGUGAAUACAACCCAAGGACCUUGGUGGGGUAAUACAACCGCUGGCGGACCAAACUGGAAUACAACGCAAUGGCCUAACACCAAUACCACGCCAAACUGGACCCUGUCUACACCUCAACCCAACUUGAACACCACCCAAGGUCCCUGGGGCAAUAGUACGACUAUUGGACCGAACUUGAACACCACCAUCCUUGAGCCACAGUGGAACUCAACCGACAGACCGCAGUGGAACAGAACAACCACCGACAGACCGCAGUGGAACAGAACAACCACCUAUAGACCGCAGUUGAAUGAAACCACAACCGAGGCGCCCGCCACCACAGAAGGAAACUGGUGGGAUCAACUCUUUCACGACAUUGGAUCCCUCUUCUAGGCGGCCCCAUAGGGCGUCGUCCCAAAGUCCUGUUUGGUGACAGCAUAUAGUUAUAGCAAAUUAAUCAAAGCAAACAAAAUAAAUAUUUGUCAGCAUGUA
This is a messenger RNA of Drosophila pseudoobscura, 2603 nucleotides long. RefSeq lists its product as uncharacterized. The transcript has 3 exons. NCBI's taxonomy places the organism in Eukaryota, Metazoa, Arthropoda, Insecta, Diptera, Drosophilidae. The record is from RefSeq and is a predicted model, not a curated record. The coding region runs from base 51 to 2504 and encodes 817 amino acids.